GCUAUUUGAGAAAGAAAGUAACCUAACACUAAGUGCAGGCGGGGCAGGGUGAUGUAACAGGAAGCUGUGAUGUUUCCCUUCUGCUGCUGAUCGCUUACAAUCUGACAACACUCCCCAUCUACCCAGAACAAGCCCUCUCUUCGCAGCGGUGCACUUAGGACCUUAGGACCGUCUGGCUCUGUUGCCUGAACCUCACUGCCUGCAGGACCACAUUGCAAAGCUUUGAGUCUUCCACACCUCAUCUCCGGGGAACUCUUCUGCGGUAUCUCAGAAAAUCAAACUCCCUCCUGAGACUAUUCACACAGAAUUUCCUUAGGAGCUGUGCCGGGGGCCCUAUGAUGAUACAUCAACAUCUUGUGCUAUCAACUGUCAAAACUUUGGAUGGUCUAACACUCAGGUCAUGACCCUUGUAAUUAAGAAAUUCUUGAAGACAAUAUUGAGCAUGAUUCAGGAGAAAAUGUGAUUUGAGUCUGGAGACAAUUGUGCAUGUACUUUUUCUUAAGAUCUUAAAAAAGAAAUCCAGGGUUGUGGGUUGCUGAUUGAUAGAAGAGAAACAGUAUUCAGAAGAUUGCUUAUGAUUGACAAGAACAGCUGCUGUAGCUACCUAGCUUGAACAUACAGCACAUUUCAUUUGGACUCUAAUGAUGGAUAAAAAGCAUAUACUAUGUUUUCUGUUUCUCUUGCUUCUUAAUAUGGCUCUUGUCUCAGCAGAGUCGGAAGAAGGCGGGAACCAAACAGAGUUGGGAGUCACCAGAAACAAGAUCAUGACGGCUCAAUAUGAAUGUUACCAGAAGAUUAUGCAGGAUCCCAUUCAACAAGCAGAAGGUCUUUUCUGCAACAGAACCUGGGAUGGAUGGCUAUGCUGGAAUGACGUUGCAGCAGGGACUGAGUCGAUGCAGUACUGCCCUGAUUACUUUCAGGAUUUUGAUCCUUCAGAGAAAGUUACAAAGAUCUGUGACCAAGACGGACACUGGUUUCGACAUCCAGAUAGUAACAGAACAUGGACCAACUACACCCUGUGUAAUAACAGCACGCAUGAGAAAGUGAAGACAGCACUGAAUCUUUUCUACCUAACUAUAAUUGGGCAUGGAUUAUCUAUUGCAUCUCUGAUCAUCUCUCUCAUCAUAUUUUUUUACUUCAAGAGCCUAAGUUGCCAACGGAUUACAUUGCAUAAAAACCUGUUCUUUUCAUUUGUUUGUAAUUCGAUUGUAACAAUCAUUCACCUCACGGCAGUGGCUAACAACCAGGCCUUAGUGGCCACAAAUCCUGUGAGCUGCAAAGUGUCUCAGUUCAUUCAUCUUUACCUGAUGGGCUGUAACUACUUUUGGAUGCUCUGUGAAGGCAUUUAUCUGCACACACUCAUCGUGGUGGCUGUGUUUGCGGAGAAGCAGCACUUGAUGUGGUAUUAUUUUCUUGGCUGGGGGUUUCCUCUGGUUCCUGCCUGCAUCCAUGCCAUUGCCAGAAGCUUGUAUUACAAUGACAAUUGCUGGAUCAGCUCAGACACUCAUCUCCUGUACAUUAUCCACGGUCCGAUUUGUGCAGCUUUGUUGGUAAAUCUCUUUUUCCUAUUAAAUAUUGUACGUGUUCUCAUCACCAAGUUGAAAGUCACACACCAAGCGGAAUCCAAUCUCUACAUGAAAGCCGUAAGAGCUACCCUCAUCCUGGUCCCACUACUUGGCAUUGAAUUUGUGCUUUUUCCAUGGCGGCCUGAAGGAAAGGUUGCUGAGGAGGUGUAUGACUAUGUCAUGCACAUUCUGAUGCACUAUCAGGGUCUUCUGGUGUCUACAAUUUUCUGCUUCUUCAAUGGAGAGGUCCAAGCAAUUCUGAGAAGAAAUUGGAACCAGUAUAAAAUACAAUUUGGAAAUGGCUUUUCCCACUCUGAUGCUCUCCGAAGUGCAUCCUACACAGUGUCAACAAUCAGUGACAUGCAAGGGUACAGCCAUGACUGCCCCACUGAACACUUAAAUGGAAAAAGCAUUCAGGAUAUUGAAAGUGUUGCCUUAAAACCAGAAAAAAUGUAUGAUCUAGUGAUGUGAAAAUACAGAAAUCACACCUGUUUUGUGUCACUUGAACCCAUGAUUUUAUAGCCAGAAGAUUGGAUAGCCAGCAGAUGGAUUUUUUGAAUAUCAUGAAGAAAGCCCUCAAGUGAAAUGGGAAUUGUGUGGAUAAAUGUUUAACAACCCUCUCUCUAUGCGGGAGAAAAGCCUCAAUUUAUAUUGCUGGGCAGUAAAUACUCCUAGUAUAGCUGAUUUAAACUUACCAACCUGACAUCACUGAAUGUGGAAUUGGAAAGAAAAGAAGCACAAUCAACUCUUGGGAGUUGACAUGCUCUGGAACAUGCACAACACUGCAUGCUCUCACAGACGGAUACCUGUGCACACUCACGCCCACACUGACCAGAACUCUGCUCUUCUCCUCUGAGGAGACCUCGCUCAGUCUUAUAGACAUGAAAGGAAAGUUUGGUUUUUGUUUUAAAACUCCUCGUCCUUUUCUCAUUUGGUGGUAGUGAAUAGUUUGUCCAGAAACACUUUAACCCUCUUUAUAUCUUCUCCUGUAGACUAGACAAAGAGUUCAUUAUCUCUGUCAUCUCAUGUUCCUUUCUUUAAGAGAAGCAACUGAGCAGAAUUCCCAUGGGCUUCUCAGUUGCUGCUAUAUGUUGUUGUAUUCUGUGGCAUAUUCUUUCUGAAUCACUAGGGAGGCAUAUUGGUAGAAGCUACAAACAUUUUGCCAACUGCUUUUUUCUCUCUCUUUCUCUAAAUCUUACUUCAGGAGUAGGAGGAAAUCAGUUUUCCUGAAUCUGUAAAUAGAAACUUUGGCAUUUCCAUUUCUACCGUGUAGAUAAGUGAUGAACCAUUUUACAUGAAGGGAAUCAAUGAAGGAUUUCUUUUUAUCUUGGGAAUCAGAGAGAGAGAGAGAGAGAGAGAGAGAGAGAGAGAGAGAGAGAGAGGAGGUUGUUGUACAAAUGAAACUGUAAGUACUCUGUCAUUUUAUUUUAUUGUUUCAAUUCAAAACACAACCUAGGUAACUGUUUUAAAGCAGAUAGAUAAUGCAACAUUAUAUGCAACUUAGUAUCUGAUACUGUGUCUGGGCUGAUUUAUUUUAUAGUAAAAUAGAGUCAUGAAUUCUAAAGUUCAUAAAUAUUUUAAGGACAAACAGAUACCAGCAUCAGAAGUUUGAGAACUAAAAACAAACCCCAGAAAUAUCAAUGAUAGGAUAUGAAAUAUUUAUUUAAAAAUUCAAAGCCAUAAUUUUACAAGCAUGUUAUCUUUGGUGUACUGACUUAUUGCUUCUUCCAAUUUGAUGAUGACUCUUUCAAAUUCAGAAAUUAUGAACAACUACUGUAAGAAAUGCUAGCCUGCUACCUUUGUGGACUUUAAUUCACUAAAAUAUAGCUUUACUGACUUUACUAAAUGAAGAAUAUGGUUUUGAAAAAGAACCAGGCUAAUUUUUUUUAUGAACCACAGAGGAAUUUUCUCUAUAUAAUAUACACUGUUUCAGUAUUUCAGUAGACUACUGUGGGUGGUAAUUACUGUGAGUGGUAAUACAAGCCAUGGGAAGACUCAAACUUACCAUACAUUGAGGAUAAGACAGAAGAAAGCUUUGCUUGUGAGUUAAAGUGACAUUUUAAAUGGAUUUAGUUUUUCUAAUAUUGCUUUGUCUGGACUUUCUGAAGUGCAAGACUGACUUCAGUUAGUAAAAGUCAGUUUGGGGACAGUCACAUGAAUCCAUGUUUUUUGAAGUGUGUCCGUCAGCUUACAGUGGAUGAAAGGAAUGACUCAGUCCUCACUCAUUAUAUCUUAAGCUACAAUAGAUAGUAUUGUUUGAAACUGUCAAGGAAAAUAAUUCAAAUUAUCAAGCACUGACGUAUUAGAUGUUCUAACAGACAUAUUUGUAAUUUAUCUAUAUAGGCAAAGGUGUUACUAAGUUACUUUAAACUUUGUGGAUUUCAUGCAAACCAUCAUUAAAAAAAACUCAGGCCGUUCUGAACUUUCAACUGCCUAACCUGUACAAACCUUCCUUUUAAUACAUUCAAAUUUUAGCUAUUUAUUAUUCCAAGGUAUAGAUUCAUAUCUUAACUGACAGUGUUUAUGUAAUUCUGCAUUCUUCCAAAUAAACUGUCGAGUGUUAACAAUAAAUGAUAGUACAGAAUGCUGAAUUAUCAGAGAAAAUCUUUAAAAGGUAUUGUAAUUUUAAAUUUUAUUAUUCUUUUAUCAUAUUGAGCAUAGCUGAAAUUUCUUCACUGCCAAUAUCUACUGUGGUGUCAUUCUCAGCCAUAGCGGUCUGAGAUUAGUCAGUAUUAGUUUUGUAAUAAUACUUUUGAAGCUAGAUUUCUUUAAAGCUGAAGUGCCAAUUAAAUAUUCCUAUAUUGCUUGUAGAAAAAAAAAACCCUGAAAUUUCUGAAAGAAAACUUCUCUGGUGCCUAAAAACUAACUUGGGGGAAUUUUUAGCUUUUAAAAGUUGCAUCUAUCAUUUUUCUAUAAUUAUUUGUUAGAGUCAUGGCUGACAUUUUUAGAAAUGACUUUGUAUUUUUUUUGUUGAUAAAUCAUCCAUCCUGGAGUUUAGUGUUUGUUCAAAUAUGACAAACUGUGUAGAGUUUAGUAGUAGUCACAGUGUUAAUACUUACUGUUUAGAUAUUUUAAUGUGAAUCUACUUUAAUUUCCUUUGUGUUUUAAUUUGCUCAUAGGAACAUUAUCUGUAAGACAUAUUCAAGAUGUUCUGGUCAUUUAAAAGAACUCAUGUUGUAUCAACUUAAAAUCUCUACUUAGGUUUUAUGAAAAUAUUAAAGUUGUAAGUUAACAUUCAUUUUUUACUCACCUUCCCUGGAGUACAGAGUAAUUGAAUUUCUCACAAAAUUCUUGCAGCAAUUAAAGAAAUACUUUGCAAAAUAAAUGAUGAUGUCUUUAUUCCUCUUUUUAAAGACUUCAAUAAACUAGUAAGUGAAUUUAAUAAAUUAAUUUAAAAAGA
Molecule: messenger RNA, 4965 nt
Organism: Grammomys surdaster
Lineage: Eukaryota; Metazoa; Chordata; Mammalia; Rodentia; Muridae
Gene: Calcrl
Product: calcitonin receptor like receptor
Exons: 16
Coding region: 642-2036 (464 amino acids)
Biological process (GO): cell surface receptor signaling pathway; angiogenesis; adenylate cyclase-activating G protein-coupled receptor signaling pathway
Cellular component (GO): plasma membrane
Molecular function (GO): calcitonin receptor activity; calcitonin gene-related peptide receptor activity; adrenomedullin receptor activity
Source: RefSeq, a predicted model, not a curated record